AAGGAGGGAGCAAUCCGAAGGGAGGAGUCAAGUGAGGGAAGGAGCAGCUGGAGUCCCACACUUCGCUUCUCUCCUCUCGAAAAAACGCUCUAAAUGUAAUAACAACUGUCCACGCGAUUCUCCGUCGCUUCUGCUGCGUUUGCGCACAUCCUCGCGCUGCUUUACGCACUUUUUCUUUCUUUCUACCGGCGCGCUGAUGCUGCUGUAGUUUGGCUGAUCAAAACUGAGGAGAAAGAAGAGGAAAAAGUCUGGCUGCGCCGUUUUGGAGUUGGAGUGGCAGCGUAAAGAAAGAAAGAAAGAAAAAAAAGUCCCAAGUAACUCCAGAGACACAUCUGCAACUUCGGAAGAAAAGAAGGCUUACUGUUUUUCACCCUCUAAAGAAGAAGACGAGAAUUAUUGAAGGAGUCAUUAAGGAGAAAAGUUUCUCCUUUCUCUCUGGAAAGACCGCUGGAGAAGGAUUAUCAGUACAUCCACAAGCUGCUUUCACGUCUAUUCUGAGUCAUCCGGUCUCCAUGAGGUCUUAAGGAAUGAGCAAUCGCCAUGGAAACCCAGUCCCAGGCCAGUUCAGCAGCUGAGAAGAAGAAGAGGGUGGAGACCAUUGUGGCUGCUAAGGGCUCAUCAGCACGCAGUGACAUCAGCGAGAAGGCGGUGGCCUCCAGCACCACCUCAAACGCAGAGGAGGAGAGUACAGGCGCACCGUACCACCGUGAGAGGCGCAAUGCCAUCAGCUCCCAAACGCCGGGCGCCACCGACAGGAGCGUGAACGAGGAGCCCUCCACUUCCACAGAGGAGCGGCCGUCCCUCCUCAAGAAGGAGCUUCCUGGUUCCCUGCCCCAUCUGGCGGACCAUGCCCAGCUGUACAGAGGCUCGCUGUUCGCCAUGGACCCCCGAAACGGCUACCUAGACUCGCACUAUCCGCAGCCACAGUUCUUCCCGUCCUUCCACCCUCCUGUGCCGAUAGACGACAGACAUACCCAGGGACGAUACGUCUACGAUCCCUCCCCCGUGGCCCCUCUUCACGUGGGUCCAACAUUGGGGCCAAGUCCAACUUUCUCUGACAUCCCCCUCAUUCGGAUCUCACCCCAGCGGAACCCCUCUGUGGGGGCAGAGUCGCCCUUCCACCCUCCACACCCCUACAUCCACCCAUACAUGGACUACAUCCGCUCCCUCCACAGCAGCCCCUCCAUCUCUGUUCUGUCAGCCACCCGAGGCCUCAGCCCUGCAGAUGCGACUCACACUGGUCUGACGACCGCCGACUACUACCACCAGAUGGCGCUGCUGGCAGGGCACCGCAGCCCGUACGCCAGCGACCUCCUGCCGUCCGUGGCGUCCACCGCGGGGGCCACCAGUGCCAGCGCCCUCCACAUGGAGUAUCUGCAGGCCAUGGAGAAUUCCCGCUUCUCGAGUCCCAGGCUCACCGGCCGACCCAACCGGAAGCGGCCCCUGCCCAUCUCGCCGCUCUCCGAUCACAGCUUCGACCUGCAGAUGAUCCGCAACUCGCCCACCGCCAUCGUCAACACGCUGCUCAACAACUCGCGCUCCAGCUCCUCCACCAGCGGCUCCUACGGUCACCUGUCUGCCGGCGCCAUCAGCCCGGCGCUGAGCUUCGCCUACCCUCCGACCCCGGUGGCUCUGCACGUGCACCAGCACGUAAUUGGCCGGCAGCCGAGCAUCGUGAGCUCCGCCUUCGGUCACAGCCCCCCCCUGGUGCACCCGACCCCGGCCUUUGCCAGCCAGCGACCCGUGCCAGGCAUCCCCCCAUCCGGGCUCAACGCCAGCGAGCGCUCAGCCAUCUCCAACGAGUCCGCACAGGCCAAACCCACCAGCGAGUCCGCCGUCAGCAGCACCGGCGACCCCAUGCACCACAAGAGGUCCAAACUGAAACCCGAGGAGGAGCUGCCGAGCCCGGGCGCGGUGAGCGGACAGGACCAUCCUGAGGGGAUGACGCUGGUGAAGGAGGAAGGAGACAAGGACGAGAGCAAGCAGGAGCCGGAGGUGGUUUAUGAGACCAACUGCCACUGGGAGAACUGCUGUCGAGAGUUCGACACCCAGGAGCAGCUCGUACAACACAUCAACAACGACCACAUCCACGGGGAGAAGAAGGAGUUUGUGUGUCGCUGGGAGGAAUGCUCUCGAGAGCAGAAGCCCUUCAAAGCCCAGUACAUGCUGGUGGUCCACAUGCGCAGACACACCGGAGAGAAGCCACACAAGUGCACGUUCGAAGGCUGCACCAAGGCCUACUCCCGUCUGGAGAACCUCAAAACUCACCUGCGCUCCCACACCGGGGAGAAGCCGUACGUGUGCGAACACGAGGGCUGCAACAAGGCGUUUUCCAACGCUUCGGACCGAGCCAAACACCAGAACCGCACGCACUCCAACGAGAAACCGUACGUCUGCAAAAUCCCCGGCUGCACCAAACGCUACACCGAUCCCAGCUCCCUGCGCAAGCACGUGAAGACGGUGCACGGGCCCGAGGCGCACGUCACCAAGAAGCAGCGCGGGGACUACCCCCGCCCCCCACCUCAGCCCAGGGAGCCCGGGGGCAACAGCCAGGGCCGCUCGCCGGGGCAGCUGGGCGGGUACGCGGACCAAAGGGAGUACAACCACGCUACCUCCAAACAGGACGAGUGUCUGCAGGUCAAGUCCAUAAAGACCGAGAAGCCCAUGACGUCUCAGCCAAGCCCUGGCAGUCAGUCUACAUGCAGCAGUGACCAGUCCCCCGUCAGCGCCGAUCCCAGCGGUGGAGUCCAGCUUGCUGUGAGCGCUGGACGCUCGCCAAGGGAGGGGCUGGAGGAGGACGAGCGGGCGGAGGGCAACGAAGAGGAGGCGGAGGAGGAGUGUGAGGGCGAGCCGGCUCCCAUCAUGGACUCCACGGUCUCUACGGCGACCGCGGCUAUGGUGACCCUGCAGGCCAGGCGAAGCAUCGGCCGCCCGCUGCGCUGGAUGGAACACAUGAAGAUGGAGAGGCUGAAGCAGGUGAACGGAGCGCUGCCCAGACUGGGGCCCCUGUCCCCCACACCGCCCACCAAAGGUUCUGCGGUGCCCAACAUCUUAGGAAAAGGAUCCUGUCUGGGCCGGCAGUGGGGGGUGUCUGCCCCUCAGCCCUCCGGUCACGCGGACCUGGGGAGCACGGAGCUGACGGUGCUGGGCUUGCUCCGAGACCGGCGUGACAGCAGCGGCAGUGGCACCAGCUCCGCCUACCUGAGCAGCAGCCGGCGCUCCUCGGGCAUCUCGCCGUGCUUCUCCAGCCGGCGCUCCAGCCAGGCGUCGCAGAACGAGGGCAACGCGGCGGCCGCGCACCACCACCGCCGCCUCCACAACCUCAGCUCCACCGACUCCUACGACCCCAUCUCCACGGACGCCUCCCGCCGCUCCAGCGAGGCCAGCCAGCAUGGAGGCGGGGCGGGGGGAGGUGGUGGGGGCCUGCUCUCAGGUGGGGGUUGCGGAGGCCUCGGGGGGAUGGGUGUCGCUGGGGGGUCACGGGGGAUGCUCAGCUUAACACCUGCUCAGCACUACCACCUGAAAGCCAAGUACGCCGCCGCCACCGGGGGUCCCCCUCCCACCCCUCUACCCAACAUGGAGCGCAUGAGUCUGAAGACGCGCAUGGCCAUGAUGGACGAGGGGGGCAACAAUCGCUGUUUGCCUCCGUUAGUGAGGCCGCCGGCCUGUGGGGACGCCGCCAACAGCGGCUGUGUGGGUCACGCCGGCUACAGGAGGAGGGUCCUGUACCCGGGUGAGGGUCCACUGAACGGCAACCGGAGGGCCAGCGACCCGGUCAAGAUGCAUGCUCCUGAAGCUUGCAGUUUGCCCCCGGUGCAACGCUUCAACAGCCUCAACAACCUCCACCCCCUACCCCCCCUGGCUCACCACCCCGAACCACGCAACUUCAGCCUCCAGAACUACACGCGCUCAGACGGCUUCUUUGAGUCGGGCCUUCAGGACUACACCUCCAGCAUUGCCGAGCACGCCGCUUUAGAAGCUCUGGCCAUGGAGGGUGAGGGGGAGGUGGGGCUUCUGCUGGACGAUGAGGACAUGCUGCCCGACGACCUGGUGCAGUACCUUCAUUCCCAGGUUCAGAUGGACAACGUCUCCUACAACCACAAUGAAGACCAAGCAGUCAGGGAGGUCGGCCAACACUCCGUGGAGGCGUUCCGUACUUCGGGGUUGGGCGGGGCCUUCCCCGGAUCCCAAAAUCUGCAAGGAUCAGAGAGGAAGAGCCCCGGGAAGCUCCCCAUCCAGUGGAACGAAGUGAGUUCGGGCAGUGCCGACCGAUCGCCUCAGAGGGAGCGGAACCCCCUCCCACAGUGUGGAAGGUGGCCCGGCACAGAGCACGGAUCCCCUUCCGCGCCCUUCGGCCGGUUUGGGAACAUGGUGGUGCAGCAACAGGGACCUGCGGGAUUCCAGAACAGCUAUGUCCAGGCCGAUCGACUAUCAGGCGCCUGCGGCGUCAAUCCCGCAGUCAAGCUGGAGACAUCUCCCAACUCCUGCAUGGAGAUGAGAGGUGCUGGCAACAACGCCACAAACCCCUUCGGGAGGUCAAACUUCUUGCAGGUCCCUGGCGGGGCCCCUCCCCAGGUCCAAAAGCAGAAACAGAACCCCAACACCUCCUGGCAGGUUGGAAACAACCUGAUCCUUGGCAGGGCCCCCCUAAACAAUCUCCCCCAAGGAAAUGCUCAUUGUCACAACAGGCUGCCGUUUGCCCCUCAUCCGCCCUCCAAUAGUUCUCGGAACUUGAUGAGAAGCCAGCAGUACCUCGGUCCUGAAGGUUCUGGUGAAAUGCAGCCGGGCUUCAGCCAGCUUCAAGUGCAGGGAGGCGCCGACCAGUGCUUUCUUGCAUGUCAGGUAUCUGGGCUGAAACUGGAGAACCCAGACCAUGGAUACUUGGAGGAGAACUUUGCGGACUGCCUCCCCGAUUGCAAGACCUCCUCAAUGCCUGUUCUGGAGGAACAGAGCUUGCUGGACUCCAUUGCUGAGUCCGGAGGACUCGGCGCCGCCAUCGAGAACUCAGGGGCACUUCCUUCCCCCGGGACAGACCAAGUCACCAGCACCGUGGACGGCCACGUUCUCGGCGCUUUAGACGAGGGGGCGAAUCUGGACUUUGUCGCCAUGCUGGAGGACGGGUACGACCAGAACAGUCUGGUCUCGGGGGUACUGAGCCCGUCCAUGUUUCAAGGCCUCUCCAGGACCUCGUCGCGCCUCACCACCCCUCGGGCGUCGGCCCCAUUCCACAGCGUGGCCCCCGGCCUGAACAUGGCCAUCGGCGACAUGAGCUCCCUCCUCACCAGCCUUGCAGAGGAGAGCAAGUUCCUAGCCGUCAUGCAGUAGCUCCUCCCCCUCUGCUUCCCCCCGCCCCCUUUAGGAAACAAAAAAGGAAAAUGGAGGAAAUCAGCUUUGGUGUUUGUGAAGAUUUAAAUCAGCUUCAUGAUUUACUUCAAAGUGUUUUGAAGCAGCCGAACGCACUCUUUGUAUUUUGUACAGAAUUCCACAGCGAGGACGUUUCGGAAAUUUGUACAGUUUAGGAACAAGGGCCGUUUCGGAAGCUCUUCUCCUUUUUUGUACGAUAACUAUGUGACAUAAAGCAACAGCUCCUCUCUGUGAAACAGUACUUUGUGUAUCGUUGCUGUACUGACCGUGAACGUGAAAACUUCAACUAGCGCCUGAGGGAAGCACACCAGGAGAAUCCUCUCCCGAUAGAAGGAGCCGAUAGGACAAGUAUAUAUAUAGUUUUAUAUAUACAUUUUUGUCAUUCUGUUCACUUCUGUGAAGCUGUAAAUGUUUCCGUGGUGUUUUGUUCCCGAUCAAGUCCACGAAAAGGGGCCACACUUCCUGUUUAUUGUCGUCUCCUUGGUAUCUUUGACCUUGUUUCCACUGAGCGGUACGGUCCGGUUUUACCGAGGUCCAAGCGAUUCAGGUGCACUCAAAGUUGGACCGUUGUGGUGGAUGCGGGGUGAAACCAACAACGAAAAUGGAGGUUUCUGGAAUUUUUUUCUUUUGGUACUUUGUAUGAUUUAACCCUUUAACAGCUGAGACACCAAAAUAACAAACUUUUUGACAUAACUUUUCCGCCAUUCACCUACAUAAUUCCAGUGGAUUUUGAGGGGUAGAAAGUGUAGACUUUGCUGGAAUUAUGUCUCGUAGCACUUCUAGAGUUCAUGUUGACAGAAGAUUGCCGAAUAGAAAUACAGCAGCUUUCUUCGGUGACAAUGACCUUCCACCAAUCAACAGUAGCUCCGCCCCAACUGGUCAGUUUCAUUUUUCUAUGAACCAACAACCAAGAAUGGUAUGGUUCAGUCCAGCUCAAUGGGUCCACUUUGUAAUAGGAUCAAAUCAAUUAAUCAAUCUAAGCUUAAUAGAUCAAUAAUCAAGUCAUAAAAGUAAAGCUCAAUCUUACACAUAAUGCCAAAGUCAGCUAGCUUGAUGCUAACAUAUAAUGGGUUUUCCCAUAGGAUGGCUAAUGCUAACUCUUGAUCGACCUAAACACACAUUUCUGACUAAAUGAAGAUCAUUUUAUUCUGCUAAAUUGCUGAAUUUUAUAAUGCUAAAGUCUGCUAGCUGGAUGCUAACAUAUAAUGGGUUUUCCCAUUGGACGGCUAACGCUCGGUCAACCUACACAUAAAUUGCUGACUAGAAUUAUAAAAAGCAGCAAUUUAGCAAUAUAAAAUGAUGUUCAUUCAAAGUCAGCUAGCUUGAUGCUAACACAUAAUGGAUUUUGCCAUUGGACGGCUAAUGCUAACCCUCGGUCGAUCUACACAUUCAUUGCUGACUUGAAUUAUAAAAAGCAACAAUUUAGCAGUAUAAAAUAACGUUCAUUUAAAGUCAGCUAGCUUGAUGCUAACACAUAAUCGGUUUUCCCAUAGGAUGGCUAAUGCUAACGCUUGGUCGACCUAAACGCACAUUUCUCACUAAAUGAACAUCAUUUUACGUUGCUAAAUUGCUGAUUUUUGUAAUGCUAAAGUCUUCUAGCUGGAUGCUAACACAUAAUGGAUUUCCCCAUUGGAUGGCUAAUGCUAACGGUUGACCUAAACAUACAUUACUGACUAAAUAAGCAUCUUUAUGUACAACAAAAGCAUGAAUUUUCCAAAAUCUUUAUGGAAAUAUUUUUUAAUAACCAUUUGUGGUCUAAAACAUCAUUUUUUGUUCAUAUUUUCUUCUUCUUCUGGAAUAAGGUGUAAUGCUAAAGUGCGAUCGCCACCUAGUGGCCAAACUGAAACGCCCUCCAGGAGAAGCGGAACAGUUGUUCUCCAUUUGAAAACUAUCUUAUUAUUAUUUUGAUAGUACAUUUUACAGUAUGUGAACUGUCUCAGAUUAAUAUGAAUAUGUUGAAAACAUAUAGUAGAUAAACCGUGCAAACUCAAAUUGAAUUGCGUGGAACAGAAGAAUUGAAAAAAAUUGGAAUCAAAUUGAUUCUGGAAAUUCUUGUUGAUACCCAGCCCUACUUUAUAAAACACCGGACCGGACCGCUCAGUGGAAACGAGGCAUACAUGGUUUUGUUGAGUCUGGUACGGUACCACCAAUGUAUAUAGCUGGUUUUUAUCGUUCGUGCUCAGAUUUGGGAUCAGCUUUUCGUGGCUGACGUGUAAACGGACGUUUGGUGCUUUUGAUCCAUUUCUUGUUUGGACUGACCAACAACACAGGAGGGAGGUGUUGUGUUUGAUAGGAAUUCACCUGUUCUGUUUGUUCAAAGCUCUUAAAAUUCAGAAUGUGUACUGCCGUCAAGUAUUGCAGUGACGUCGUGGACAGUGUUAGCAUUGCCUUGCGGUCUUCUGCGACUGCGCACAGAAAACCGAAUAGUUUACCUGUAUUUUUUUGUUUUUGUUUUUUUCCAACGUCAAGAGCAAAUUUUGUGUUCUUUGGUACUUUUGUCAUUUUUGUAGCUGUGUUUUGUUUUUCAAAGAAGUAGAAACCAUUUCCUUUGAGCAAAGGUUUGUGCCUUAAUCUGCCAGUUGGUGACGAGAGAUCACUGCCAAUCUUCCAUUGUGAAUAUAGAAAAGCGACCGUGUAAAGUGUCACCUGCAACCCGAACAAAUAAAAACAAAGAUAAAAACGGAAAAAUUUAUAUAUAAAAAAGGAAUAUCAGAAAAGAUUUGCGAAAUGCAUUCUACUUUUUUCACAUUUAUUGUGCUUUUAUAUAUAAAUAUAUAUAAAAUGUAAAUACAUUACUCCCUCCUGUAGGUUUUAGUAAAGGAAAUGUGGAAGUAUCCUGGGACUUUGAAAGCAGGGAUUCCCAGGCCCCUGGGUGGGUGGAGGCCGGGCAGAUGGAGCCCCACUGCUGCACCCCCACCCCCACGAGAAGAGCCGCUCGCUCUUUUAUAACUGACAAAUGUUUGUAUGGUUUUAAUAAAAAAAAA
Messenger RNA from Oryzias melastigma (Indian medaka), 8348 nucleotides. It is a transcript of the gene gli3, whose product is annotated as GLI family zinc finger 3. Gene Ontology annotation, molecular function: RNA polymerase II cis-regulatory region sequence-specific DNA binding; DNA-binding transcription factor activity, RNA polymerase II-specific. Gene Ontology annotation, biological process: regulation of transcription by RNA polymerase II; smoothened signaling pathway. Gene Ontology annotation, cellular component: nucleus. The record is from RefSeq and is a predicted model, not a curated record. NCBI's taxonomy places the organism in Eukaryota, Metazoa, Chordata, Actinopteri, Beloniformes, Adrianichthyidae. The transcript is spliced from 16 exons. The coding region runs from base 541 to 5325 and encodes 1594 amino acids.